AUGUCAAAUAUCGGACUUAAUACGUUUGAAGUGGAACAGUGUGUAGCAUGCACAAAUUGCUUUGAAAGAACAUUAAGUAGGAGACAUGAGUUCACAGAAAUCAUUGUACCGGUACUGCAUGACUGGGACAAUAUCAGUUUGCAGAACGAGGUGGACAGAGUUACGAGGUAUCCUGAUCUCAUAGAAGGGGGAACACCGUGUGACAAGUGCCAUAAUAUUGGUCUACGGGUAACACAGAAGGAGAUGAAGACUGUCCCUCAGUUUCUGAUGUUUGUCAUGCAGAGGAAUCAGGGACGAGGAAAAAUGCUGGCACCGGUGGAACCCCCUGAUGAGAUAGUCAUGACCUAUUCUGGAGGAGCUGGUAAUACCGAGAAGACGUGCCUUUUCCAGUUAAAGUCGGUAGUUGUACACAAAGGAGACACGUGUGACCAAGGGCACUAUGUAACGAUGGUGAGAGAACCCGCAGCAGAGAGUGGGUGGAUAAUUUGUGAUGACCAUAUCAUAGAAACAGCACGACCUGAAGACAUAUCUGCAGUCUAUGAUCAGUGCUACAUGAUCAUCUACGAACGCAUGGCAGUAGUACGAACGGACACAGGAGAUUCAACCAACCGUCAGAUACCAGUUCCAGGUAGUGGAACAGAGUUCUCGACAUCAGAACAGCAGUUCUUUCAUACCACAACCCCGACUGAGAGAGCGGAUCACAAGAAACGACAGCGACGUAAAUGUAAAAAAAGAAAAGAGUCUGCGAUGAGAGAUGACGUCAUAGAGGCAAUCAAAUUGAACUGCCGAAAGAAACCAAAUGCUGUCAUGAGGCAAGUAAAUAAAAUUGCCAUAAAGUACAGGGAUAUGCAGACACUGCUUGGCAGAAACUGGUUGAAUGAUGUCAUCAUAAACGGCUACCUUGAGAUGAUAGAUUUGAAGUCGAGGAAUGACGAUGGUCAACCAAGAAUAUACCCUUUCUUCAGCCAAUGGUACCAACAAGUAAAUUCGAGAGGCGAGACGUCACUGCGCAGAAUGGCAAGGCUCAUUGAUCUCGCAGAAUGCGACUGGUUGCUCUUUCCAGUAAACACAGGUGUCCACUGGUACCUAAUCGCCAUUAACCCGAAGGAGAAGAUGGUGGUAUCGCUUGAUUCGCUUCAAGGUGACAAUGCCACAGAGAUUGUUCUGGCAGUGCAAGUUGUAAGAAGCCUAUGGAAAGAGAAAUAUGGCUUGUCAUUUGACUGUCAAAUGAUGGUAGUACCGACUCCACGUCAGCACAACUCGGAUGACUGUGGGGUGUACCUGUGUUACUUUGCGUAUUACCUUAGUGUGGAAAAGGAUGUUCGACGAAUGCGGGAUAUAGAUUCGAAGAAGUACAGACAUACUAUGAUCCAUAACCUGUAUAGAGGUUCUUUCACGUGCUAG
Molecule: messenger RNA, 1404 nt
Organism: Strongylocentrotus purpuratus (purple sea urchin)
Lineage: Eukaryota; Metazoa; Echinodermata; Echinoidea; Camarodonta; Strongylocentrotidae
Exons: 1
Coding region: 1-1404 (467 amino acids)
Biological process (GO): protein desumoylation; protein deubiquitination
Cellular component (GO): nucleus
Molecular function (GO): deSUMOylase activity; cysteine-type deubiquitinase activity
Source: RefSeq, a predicted model, not a curated record